ACAAAAAAAAAAAAAAAGUACCUUGCUCAUGAUGUAAAACAUAUAUAGAAGGUAGAAGGGGAGAGUACUUAAAGAGAGUAGCUAGGACUAAUAGUUAGUAAAGCCACUAUGACGCUCGAAGCGUUGCCAUCAAACGAGCUCCCGGCGUUUCUCAUCUACGACACAAUAAACGCGGCCGCCGCUGCCGCCGCCGCCUCGAGCUCGCGCUUACUCUUCAAUGGCAACGGCGGUAUCACAGAGGAGAGUCCGUUGAUAGGUGGCAUGGCUGCGAUGGCGGAGGAGGUGGCAGUGGCGGCGGGGGAGGGGAGGAGGAAGCGGCGGCGGCGUGCGAGGAGCGGGAAGAGCAAGGAUGACGCGGAGAGCCAGCGGAUGACGCACAUUGCCGUCGAGCGCAACCGCCGCCGCCUCAUGAACGAGCACCUCGCCGUCCUCCGCUCGCUCACACCAGACUCCUACGUUCAGAAAGGUGACCAAGCUUCAAUUGUGGGCGGAGCAAUUGACUUUGUGAAGGAGCUGGAGCAACUCCUCCAAUCUCUAGAAGCCCAAAAGCGAACACUACUGCAGCAGCAGCAGCAGCAGCAACAAAAGGGCAACAGUGACAUUUUCCCCACAGCUUGUUAUGAGAAUGACUCCCCUCCCUUCGCCCAGUUCUUCUCCUACCCUCAAUACGCAUGGUGCCAUCCUGCUCGCGAUUACCCCUCGCUAGAGAUCCAGCACCGGCCCGCGACGGUCGCACCGUCGGUGGCCGAUAUCGAGGUGAGCCUAAUCGAGACGCACGCGAAUAUCCGCAUACUAACCGCGAGGCAGCCCGGGCAACUCCUCAAGAUGGUGGCCGGAAUUCAAAGCCUCAGGCUCACCAUCCUGCACCUCAAUGUGACCGUUCUAGACGCCAUUGUGCUCUACUCUCUGAGUGUCAAGGCUUUAUGAGUGUCCUAGGUUUUGUUGUUUUGCACCAGCAGGGGGACCCCCGAAAAAAAAGAAAAGAAAAAAAAAGUGACCUUUGGUGGUGACCUUUGGUGGUGCUGUCAACUUCCACAUAUCUUAUUAAUCCAUAGUCAGCAGAGUGAUCUUAAAAGAUACUACAUAGAUAAAUUUUAAAUUUUCAUUUUAGAGCUUUAGCAGUCACAGGCUCACAGCUGAUAUAUUUCAUGUGUCUGCUGGGUUGCUGAGAGAGAAUCUCUGGGGAGAGAGAGAGAGAGAGAGAGAGAGAGAGAGAGAGAGAACAAUUGCGAUGACACCCUUCCCUGUUGCGUUUCACAGAGCAGUGGCUUUUGCUCUGCUACAGGGUGGGUCCAUUUAACAAUAGAUGCUGUGCUGCUUUUGACCAGAAAAGGUUGAUUGAGAUGCUAUUCUAUAUUUGGGAGAUAUUCAUCCUUGAGUACGCUAUUGUUGAUUGGCAUCGGUUUCCUUUGAUAUUACAGGUCUGAAUUUCUAGGAAUUACUUUAUAGCAAUGAAAAU
Ananas comosus (pineapple) is the source of this 1459-nucleotide messenger RNA. RefSeq names its product transcription factor bHLH96-like. Gene Ontology annotation, biological process: regulation of transcription by RNA polymerase II. The transcript has 3 exons. The record is from RefSeq and is a predicted model, not a curated record. Lineage: Eukaryota; Viridiplantae; Streptophyta; Magnoliopsida; Poales; Bromeliaceae. Bases 109 to 927 code for a protein of 272 amino acids. Gene Ontology annotation, molecular function: protein dimerization activity; RNA polymerase II cis-regulatory region sequence-specific DNA binding; DNA-binding transcription factor activity, RNA polymerase II-specific.